AUGGAUCCAGCCAUUCUUGCCGUCUUUGGGUCGGCGCCCGAUGGCAUCAACCUCAAGGCAAACCGAGCCGUCCAGAACGACGCGGCUGCUAUUACUGUAAUCAUUCUGGCAUUGAUUGCAGUCAUAUUUCGGUUCAUUGCGCGCUCCAUCCAGCGAGCUCCUAUCAAUCGUGACGACUGGGUGAUUAUCUUGGCUCUGCUGUUUGUCAUGGGUACUGUCGGCAUGAGUGUGGCCGGCGGAGCUAUCGGUGCUGGAAAACACAUCUGGGCCACUGACAUGGACCAGCUUACACUCAUUUUCAAGGUGAUUGCGCCUGCUCUCAGUCUUUUCAGCACAAUUCGUAACGGGGGCUUGACUGACAGCAAGCAGAUUCUCUACUCAUACACGUACAUCUAUGCGGCUUCUUGCGCGUCGACAAAAAUCUCCAUCCUUCUCUUUUACCAACGCAUCUUUCCCUCCAUCAACACGGCCUUUAGGCUUUCCGUCAUGGUUGGCUACUUUCUAUCCUUCUCAUACCCCCUCAUCAUCUGGGUGACAAUGGCCAACUGCUGCAAGCCUCUGUCACACUAUUGGAAUCAAUUCAGCGGGGCCAAGGGCAAAUGCAUUGAUGUCAACAAGUUCUUCCUCGCUCUUGGCAUCAUCAACAUGCUCAACGACGUCAUUAUUCUGUCCAUUCCAAUUCCUCUGAUUCUAAGCCUGCAGCUCUCUCUCCGGAAGAAAGUGGCCGUGACCGGUAUUCUGCUUCUAGGGGGCUUUGUAUGCGUUGCCAGCGCCCUCCGCAUAUACUACCUCACUGUCUUUUCUUCGUCCACAGACCUGACCUGGGUUAUGGGUCCCGUUUUUAUAUGGUCUGCCAUCGAGCCCUCGAUCGGUAUCGUAUGCGCCUGUCUGCCGCAUCUGGCGCCACUUUGGAAGCUCUUCCAUCUCAAGGUCACAAACGUCUCUAGCGGACAAAAGUCAGGCGCCAACUCUGCCGGUACUCCUUGGCGGUCUACGGGCGCCCAGCCCUACAGCAGCAAUUCUCGAUUCGCCUUUGGGGGAGACAAGAUGAUGAAACUGGGACCCUCUGACGACGAGAUUGGCCUGACCAACCAAGCUACAGCCGGCUCGACCGUUGGUAAACCACGCUCGUCUGGCUCCGGCUCCGAGGAUAAUAUCAAUGGCAUCAUCGUCAAGUCUACAUUUGUUCAAACAGUAUCUUUGAAGUAG
Molecule: messenger RNA, 1209 nt
Organism: Grosmannia clavigera kw1407
Lineage: Eukaryota; Fungi; Ascomycota; Sordariomycetes; Ophiostomatales; Ophiostomataceae
Product: pth11-like integral membrane protein
Exons: 4
Coding region: 1-1209 (402 amino acids)
Source: RefSeq, a predicted model, not a curated record